AUGGCAUGUGGGAACGCAAGACUCUCUCCAGCAAAUUCUCUUGUUUUAGGGACCAUCCAGAUUAUGAUUGGCAUCUUUGAAGUUUUCAUGUGGUAUUACCUGUUGGUUUUGUAUAUGGGACAAAUUAAAGGAGUCUUUGGAAAAUAUGAACCUUUAACUUAUAAAACAGGAUGUGCUUUAUGGGGAAUUUUUCCUAUCACUUCAGGAGCUAUAGUAAUAAGAGCAACAAAGUAUCACACUCAAAACCUGAUUUCAAGUGCUUUGUUCCUUAAUAUCUUCUGUAUAAUUACCACAAUUAUUGCAAUAGUUCUAACAGCAAUUGAGUUGGCUUCUUUUAAAUCUGUGUCAUAUAGGAAUUAUGGACAAGCGAAACUUGGAAGGGAAGUUUCACGAGUUUUAAUACCUUUCUACAUCUUGGAAAUUGUUAUUGCACUUAUGUAUACAAUAUACACCUGCUUAAAUUUGGGUCAAACACAUGAAGAAUCUCUUACAUCUGUUGUUGAGGAAGAUGAUUUACCAAAUGUUUAG
This is a messenger RNA of Otolemur garnettii (small-eared galago), 528 nucleotides long. It is a transcript of the gene MS4A13, whose product is annotated as membrane spanning 4-domains A13. Lineage: Eukaryota; Metazoa; Chordata; Mammalia; Primates; Galagidae. Gene Ontology annotation, cellular component: plasma membrane. The transcript has 6 exons. Gene Ontology annotation, biological process: cell surface receptor signaling pathway. The record is from RefSeq and is a predicted model, not a curated record. Bases 1 to 528 code for a protein of 175 amino acids.